UCUGUGUGCUGGUUGGGCCAGGAGGCGGUCAGCAGGUUUGGAGUUGGUUAUCCCAUUCACCUCUGUUUGCAUCACCGUGUGGCUCGGGCUGAGUUAACAGGGCAACGUGAAAAGCUGAGCCCUCAGGGGCUGUGGGUGUUCAUUUGGGUUGCAGCUGUUUCUCCUCUCUCCUUUCCCUGGCAGAGCGCCGCUAACAGCGCACGAGAGUUGGUCAUCCAGAGGCUGAUCUUCGUGGGGAAGGUGUGUGAGAACGAGGAGCAGCGGCUGCUGGAGGAGGUGCACGCCGAGGAGGAGCGGGCGCAGCAGAGCAUCCUGACGCAGCAGGCACACUGGACGGAGGCACUGCAGAAGCUGUCUGCCCUCCGCACGUACCUGGUGGACAUGAUCACCAACCUGGAUGACCAGGGCUUGGUGGUGAGUGCCCCUCCCCGAACCAAGGGAUGGCCCAGCUGCUCAGAAACAGCCUCGGUUUUUCAUCGCGGACGCUCAGACUUAAUUAUGGCGUUGAUUAGUUUGUGCAGUGACAGCAGGCAGCUGGAAUUGGGCUUCAGGUGAUCCCAACAAUCCCCCCGGGUUUCUAGGUGGGUGUGAUGCUGCCCACUUGGUGCAGGUCAGACUGGGCUGUCAGCUUUCUGCUGCCCUAUUAAUAAAAAUAUGGUCCUGGGAGCACCUGCAGCUCUUCUUGGAGGUCCAUCCUGUUGUGCAGCAUAUACCUCUGUCUGAGGUAUUAACCAUACAAAGCAGUGUCUGCUUCUCUUUGCUCAGCUGCUUUUCCAGCUGCUAAACUGCAUUUUACUAAUCGGCUCUUCUUGCUUUAGAUGCAGGCAGGGAGGCACUGCACCUCCUGCUUGCUCUUAGCUGCUGCUCAUCAUAUCUAACCUGAUGGAGAGGGCCAUAAGACCCUUUUAUUUCUCCUUUUGCCAAGUAAAGGAGGGGGAAUAGCAUUCAUAAA
This is a messenger RNA of Meleagris gallopavo (turkey), 952 nucleotides long. NCBI's taxonomy places the organism in Eukaryota, Metazoa, Chordata, Aves, Galliformes, Phasianidae. The record is from RefSeq and is a predicted model, not a curated record.